AAAGGCCCCGAUCGGCAUAGUUUCUCUCGACUUCUCGAAGAGUGCACAUCGUCAGUGGAUUCGCAGAACAAUGGCCCGUACCAAGCAGACUGCCCGUAAAUCAACCGGAGGAAAGGCUCCUCGCAAGCAGCUGGCUACCAAGGCUGCUCGCAAGAGUGCUCCAGCAACUGGUGGAGUCAAGAAGCCCCAUCGUUACCGCCCAGGAACAGUGGCUCUCCGUGAGAUCCGUCGGUACCAAAAGAGCACAGAAUUGCUCAUCCGUAAGCUGCCAUUCCAGCGUCUAGUGCGUGAGAUUGCUCAGGAUUUCAAGACCGAUCUGAGGUUCCAGAGCUCCGCCGUGAUGGCUCUCCAGGAGUCCAGUGAGGCUUACCUCGUGGGCUUGUUUGAGGACACCAAUCUGUGCGCCAUCCAUGCCAAGCGCGUCACGAUCAUGCCCAAGGACAUUCAGCUGGCUCGUCGUAUUCGUGGAGAACGUGCUUAAACAGCUUAAAAUUCUUUUACUCAAAAAACGGCCCUUUUUAGGGCCACAA
Molecule: messenger RNA, 530 nt
Organism: Phlebotomus papatasi
Lineage: Eukaryota; Metazoa; Arthropoda; Insecta; Diptera; Psychodidae
Product: histone H3-like
Exons: 1
Coding region: 71-481 (136 amino acids)
Cellular component (GO): nucleosome
Molecular function (GO): protein heterodimerization activity; DNA binding; structural constituent of chromatin
Source: RefSeq, a predicted model, not a curated record